Molecule: messenger RNA, 1591 nt
Organism: Drosophila ficusphila
Lineage: Eukaryota; Metazoa; Arthropoda; Insecta; Diptera; Drosophilidae
Product: fibrinogen C domain-containing protein 1
Exons: 4
Coding region: 524-1393 (289 amino acids)
Source: RefSeq, a predicted model, not a curated record
GACAAUUAUAAGUUAGUUUAAAAACUUAACUCCGUUGAAAGAGUUAUGUAACACAUAAAAUUACACACAAAUUUUGAAUGGCUUAAUUCCUCUUAAAUAAUAUCAAUAAAAGUGUUCAUAUUUAUUAUACCCCUAUGUAAACAUAUCAAACCUAAAUAAGAAAUUUCAAGCUCAAACAGCGCGUAAAACGAUACAGUUUUAAAUGAACUGGGACACAGCCCACUUAAAAAAAGCAGACAAUCCCACGUGAUCCGAGAUCUUAAAAUAUGUGUAUGUAUUGCCUUUGUUUUGAAUGCUUAAAUUUCUUUAGCUACCUUUCAAAAUCACAUUAAAUUCGCAGAAAGAAUUCGGUGAAUGGAAGUAAAAAGCUUUAAAUAAUUAUCAAGAAAUCAUAAUCAAGUGAUUGAAAGGCAACUGAUUAGAAACGGCACGUAAACAAAGCCAAUUUCUGUUGCCCUUUGUUUGCAAUAAAAUGUUUAGCAAAUUAUAAAUUUCAUUAGAUUCUAAUCGGUUCGCUAACAAAAUGAAGUUCUCUGGCUUGCAAUUUUUUCCUAUAAGCGUGACUAUUUAUUUGAUUAUUUUCAUCCAGGCAGAGACGCUGAAUGUAAUUGAAGACUUGGAGACAAUAUUUCAACUGUCCGAAAAUGUACUUUUACGUUUGAGGGAGGAACUUUGGCAAAAAGAAAAUAAAAUAGGCUUAAAUACCUCCUCUGUUAAGAUAUAUCCCACUUCCUGUCUGAAUUCAGAUAUUAAUGAAAAUGGAUUGUUUACUCUGAAAGUUCCGGGCUUGGAUUCAUUCCAAGUUUUCUGCGAAAAUAAAAUAGCUGGUCCCGGAUGGAUUGUUAUCCAAAAAAGGUUUAGUGGAAACGUCAGCUUCUUUCGCAAUUGGGAAGAGUACAAGGAUGGAUUUGGAGAUCUAAUGGGAGAGUAUUUCUUAGGUCUUGAAAAGAUCCGUGCUUUGACUGCUUUGGAGCCGCACGAAUUAUACAUCCACCUAGAGGAUUUUGAUGACACAGUAAAAUACGCCAAGUUCGAUGAAUUUGCAAUUGGUAAUGAGGAAGAUGACUACGCGAUGAAUGCACUGGGAAAAUAUUCCGGUACUGCGGGGGAUUCCCUUCGAUCGCACCGAAGAAUGAAGUUUUCCACCUACGAUCGGGAUAACGAUCGUGAAUUUAAUAGAAAUUGUGCGUUUUACUAUUUGGGAGGAUGGUGGUACAACGCAUGUUUGGAUAGCAACCUCAAUGGGCAAUAUGUGCCGGGUGGAAAAUACGAGGAGAGUUUCUUCGCUAGAGGCAUGUGCUGGCGAUCUUGGCGUGGCCACAACUAUGGAUACAGAGUCACCCAAAUGAUGAUAAGACCCAAGUGCCGAAAUAUACCUGUGAUUCACCACUGACUUCCCAAGAGGCGGUUUCAAAUAUAUUAUUGUUAUUUGCCGUUCCCUUCCUUUGGUUUAUUGACAUUAAGAUCGACGUGAAAACAAUUUGUUAAGUACUUCAUUAAUAUGCAAAGGUGUUGCCAUUGAAUCACCACAUUUUUGCUGAGAACAUCAAUCAGAAAUGCAAAAUAUACUAUAAUCCUCAUUGAAAUCGUA